This is a messenger RNA of Venturia canescens, 1428 nucleotides long. RefSeq lists its product as uncharacterized. The coding region runs from base 658 to 1326 and encodes 222 amino acids. The transcript has a single exon. The record is from RefSeq and is marked provisional. NCBI's taxonomy places the organism in Eukaryota, Metazoa, Arthropoda, Insecta, Hymenoptera, Ichneumonidae.
CAGGACGAAUUGGCGGCAUCUUUGAUCGCUGUCUUGAAUGCGGACUAUCGUAUUCUCUGAAAAAUUCCAAUCGAACCGCUCCUGUUAUAUUCUCGGUUGGCUGACAAAACGUUCAUCGGAAUCGAAGAAAAAUUAAUAAUUAACUCGUAUUUGUUUGUUUAACCUACAUCGUGGUUUUUGUGAGUGCUCACAAGUCCAUAAAAAUGACUGAUCGAUGAAGUCGUGCCAAUAAAUAUUCAUAGUUUUGCAUGCUCGACUAUUCUUCUCAGUUUGUCGCGGUUGAAUUCACAAGUACUGAUAUUCGAAUAGAAUUGUAUUGAGAAUCUUUAAAAUGAAAAUGCAAACGUAAAAAUUUACUUGUUGUUCGUGAUCUUGCGACGUUAGCUGCAGUCAAUCGUGUCUAUAGUGAUUUCAAAUGCACUCUCAUAAACCGACGGUGCAUAAUCGUAGACCGUUCCAGAGUGACAGUACCGUUAGAAUAGGCACCACACAGAGGAGUGAAGGCGCCAGGCAAUCGAGUUACAAUCUGUAACAUUAAUACACUUUUAAUGCCCGAAAUCGAUUCAUUCAUUAUUCGUUCACGAAAGUGAUUUCCGUCAUCAUUUUCUGUGUGCUUAUUCGGUUCGUUCCUCGCUCGUAGUUUGAAAGGUGAUAAAAAUGACUGCUCAACUGCAGAAAAACAAUACAACUGAGCUCGACUCUCGGCAAGCAGUUUUGCCAGACUUAAUAGAAUGUGAGUCACCCACGAGUUCAUUACCAGGACCAUCAACCGAGAACAAUACACAACCCAUUUUCAACAGUCCAACAUCACCAAAACGUGCUUCCCUAACGACUGCAACGUUGUCCGGUCCAGCUUAUGAAGUUCUCAUUCCUGCGACGCUUAAAAACAGUGCUACCGUUACCACAACUGACAUCUCUGCCACUGAUUGUGAUUUGAAUACGGAGACAAUCCACAAAUUAAUGGAAAAUGGCAUUGAUUUCACUCGCAAGGUGUCCACGAGAAAACGUAUCUACGGUGAGGAUUAUCGAGCGUUGAAUAAUUUUUGCAUCAAACCGCACUUCAAAAUGACUCGACUAGAGCGACUAAACUACGAAACGAUCGAAAACAAUCUACAGAAUCGCGGUUCUAUGACAACCAGCAUUAGCGAUAUUGGUCUAGCAGAGUCUGCAUCGAAGCAACAAAAAAGAGAUGUGAUACAAUAUUGCAGCAGUGAUCCCACGCCUACUGCAGAGACUCGCAUCUACGAUACGUAUACCCUAUGUAUCGAUCACAUCAGUCAGCUUUGUUGGAUUUGUUAUUCCCCAAUAUGUGUAUGCUUGAAAUAAAUCGAUUUUUCGUAUAUUUGGGUCGCCACCAGGUCUGUCAGAUCGAUGAUUUUUUUUAUAAACGUCCCUCAUUUAAUGAUGCUGAAGUUUGCAACGUUGGAG